Pelobates cultripes (western spadefoot toad) is the source of this 15406-nucleotide messenger RNA. NCBI's taxonomy places the organism in Eukaryota, Metazoa, Chordata, Amphibia, Anura, Pelobatidae. The record is from the annotation of a GenBank genome assembly.
GCCUGACCAAUGACUCUCCAAUCAAAUAACUGAUAGAGAAUACAGUAACCAAUAGACGGAGAGGGAAUUUGUGGGCAGAGACUGGAAGGGAUGAGAGUCCAAAGUCUCCCGGAAGAAGCAAAGAGCAUCAGCCAGUGUGCAGACCUGACAGGUGAGUACAGGCACUCUCACUCACUGCUGAGUACAGGCACUCUCACUCACUCACUGCUGAGUACAGGCACUCUCACUCACUGCUGAGUACAGGCACUCUCACUCACUGCCGAGUACAGACACUCUCACUCACUGCUGAGUACAGACACUCACUCACUGUUGAGUACAGGCACCCUCACUCACUGCUGAGUACAGGCACUCUCACUCACUGCUGAGUACAGGCACUCUCACUCACUGCUGAGUACAGACACACUCACUCACUGCUGAGUUCAGACACUCACUCACUGACAGGUGAGUACAGACACACUCACUUACUGACAGGUGAGUACAGACACUCUCACUCACUGCUGAGUACUGACACACUCACUGACAGGUGAGUACAGACACUCACUGACUGACUGAUGUGUAGUUUUCUCUCUCUAUAGCUAUAUAUAUAUAUAUAUAUAUUUAUUACAGAGUAUAUAUAUAUAUAUAUAUAUAUAUAUAUAUAUAUACUCUGUAAUAAAUAGUGACUAUGAUCUGAGAGGUGAGUACACACACCCUCAUUCAUGCUAAUUACACAUUUACAGACUGCAUGAUCACUCAUGCACUGUUACUCCUUAUGUAUAAAGACAUAGGUGUAUAUACACUCAACAAUAAAUACUGUAUAAUUAGAAAGGGAAGCUGUGCACACUUAUCUGUGUGUGUGUGUGUGUGUAUAUAUCUCUCAUACACUUGACAUUAUCAUCUUAUAGAAUUGUGACACAAACACAGAAAAUGGGUAAGUGGUGCUAAACGAUAUACAAUUAAAAGAUAGAUCAAUCAAUCCCAGUGCGUCUAAAAACCAAACCAGUGUUUUAGUCACCCUUAAAACACUUACAUGAUUAUAGAAUUGUAAGUUCAGAGGGAGGACAUUCACACUUUGCCCUGUAGGAUGUAAUUGUUAGGAAUUUAAAGUAAAUUUCAAAUUUAAGGCAGAUCAGUCACAUAACCUGUUUAGUGACUUUAACUGCUGGGUGUCCAGUUGCCUUGGGGUGCAGGGAAAGGUGCGUUAUAGUUACCUGAACCGCUGCCAUGCUCUUCCUGACGGUCCUCUUCAUCUCCCGGAGCUUCAACUGCCAGGUGCCCACAUCUGCAUGCGCAAGAGUACAACACUGAGGUUUAUGGAGCAUCCCGCAAGACCUCCUAUGUUUGACAAGCUUGCCAAAAAUGCAGAGCUAGCUACCUUUUUGUCAAGCACCUAACCAUGACGACUGAGGGGAAAAACAGUCUGCCUAUGGACAGACUGUAGCUCCACCUUUUUGUCAAGCGUAGGAAAACUACUAAGACCAAUUAGUCUCUACUUUGUCUCAGUAUUUAUUUUGACUGUUUUGGAAUAGCAGUGAAAUUCCAGCACUGUCACUGUGAGUAUUUCAUAAAUAUUUUCUCCUUAUGAAAUAAUUAUUUUGGAGAUGGGUGGAUUAACAGUAUUGCUUUAAGGUCAAAUUAGCCAAAACUAAAAAGCAUAGUGGACUUGGAUAAUUUUACUUAGUUUGGCUGCAUUGGAUUUCAAUUUGAAAUUUACUUUGAAUUCCCCACAAUUCUCACACUUUAGUGAAUAAUCCUGAUAGUGAUUAUCUGUUAUAAAUACCCACAAAAAAAGGGUCUUAUAGCCCACUAAACAGUUGUUGUUGUUGUUCAGACCGAUGAGGACACUCUUGGGGAGUGUGUAAAUAAGCUUGACACUCCACAGACAGUUAUACAAAAAUAAUAACCUUGCCUGGGUGCACACCCACGUUGAGUAUAUAAUGAACCAAAUAAAGGGUGCACUCCAAGGUCUUCCAAUAAAACAAUAAUGUGUUUUAAUAAAGUUUUAAAUCAAAACAUUGUCAUCUCUAAAAAUAAAAAAUCAGCCUUUCAAACCGUUCGGGUCUUUAGCAAGAUAUAUAUAAUAUAUCUAUCCAGUCAUGCUAGAACAGGAAAAAAAUUUUUUUUCUUCUGAAGCAUAUGAGAAAAAUGCAUUCCUACCUUUUAAUAUAUGACAGGGUCCUUCAGCCAUAUACAUUCACCUUAGGUCAGACAGUGUUUUGAAAACUAACAGUCUCUAUUCACUGAUUCUGUGCAGGGAGUGAAGCAGGGAAGACCAUAGAGCAGGGGCAGCUAACCAUUUGCAAUUCAGAUUUUGUGGAUUAAAUCUACCAUAAUGCCAGUACAGCCAUAAUGCUGGCAAAACAUCAGGGGAUAUGUAGUCAACAACAUUUGGAGUGCUAAAGAUUGAAUGCUAUAGAGAUAGUCAAUUUUCAGAUACUGUGUGACCCAAGUUGUAUAUGACUGAAUGAUCCCUUCAUAUACUAAAGAUAGGGAUGAGUUUUUUUGUUUUUUUUACAUAAACUUCAUUUAAAAAAAAUCUAUUUAUUUUCAAUACUCCAUGAAAGGAUUAUAAUGUUAAAAAAUAGUUUGGAUGUGAUCUGUCCUUUUGAGUAGCAUUUAAAAAAAAAAAAAAAAAAAAUGUAUUUUACAAAGUUUGUUAGUUUUGCAUAUGCAUAGUUUCCAAAAUGAACACGUAUUGCUCAAUACAAAAUAAUCCAUGUAUGAAGAACCCAUGGUAUAUUACACAGUUACAGGCCCUGCAUAUCAGCCUUAAAGGACCACUAUAGGCACCCAGACCACUUCAGCUUAAUGAAGUGGUCUGGGUGCCAGGUCCAUCUAGAAUUAACCCUUUCUGCUGUAAAGCUAUGUUUACAAAUGGGUUAAUCCAGACUUUAGUGGCUUUCUCAUUGACAGCCGCUCGAGGUGCUUCCGCCCUUCUCACUGUGAUUUUGCCAGUGAGAAGACGCCAUUGAGAAUGCUUUCCUAUGAGACUGGCUGAAUGCGCGCGCGGCUCAUGCCGCACAUGCGCAUUCAGCCGAUGAUGGGGAAAGGAGGAGGAGAGUCCCCAGCACCGAGGGAGCCUGGCACUGGAAAAAAGGUAAGGGAUUAACCCCUUCCUCACCCUAGAGCCCAGCGGGAGGGGGGCCCCGAGGGUGAGGGGGACCCAAGGACCCUAUAGAGCUAGGAAAACAAGUAUGUUUUCCUGGCACUAUAGUGGUCCUUUAAUGAAUAUAUACAGUGUUCUAAUGGUAAUUUUGAAAUGGACAUUGACUGUUCAGCAGUAACUGUUUGUAAUAAUAUUUUAAUUUAUAUAAACAUUCAGUAUAUCUUACAGACUAAAGGUGUGUGUGUGUGUGUGUGUGUGUAUAUACAUGCACACAAAUCUACAAAUUUGUAACAAAAAUAGGAAUAUUUUAUUAAUUUCAUUGAUCACAGUAUUUAUGUUUACUUUACCCACUUGUUUGCCUCUGUGUGUUUGCGUGAUCAUUUGCUUACCCUGUGAUGCAAGAUCAUGCCUCUUCACAGAUUCUCCACCUCCUGUUAUCAGUGAGCUACAGAUAUAAAGCUUCUGUUUUUAUGUAGAGCACUUAGGCAGGAAAACAGAAGGGAUGUGUUGGAUCAUUGGUUCUUACACAACCCCCACCCCCUCUUUGCUUUUUAAUUGUAUAAUACUGAAUGGAGACCCCGUGUGGGGGUCUGUGCAUAAAAGCUGUGUGUUCCAAAUAAAGAUUGUCAGUGUUUUAACCUCCAGAACGGUGUGUCCUCUGGUUACUGGAGGAAAAGAAGAUUUAACCCCUGUGUCUGCUGUUCCAGAUUGCAGGGGAUGCAGCUGGGAAAGUCCUUGUAAGGACUAAGAGCUUCCAGGACUGAGUGCCGUCUCUUCCUGGGAGCGCAUAGAGCUAGUUCCCCUACCCGUUUCGCCUGGUUCCAGCUAGGAAGCAACCACUCUGGCAGAGGUACCCAGUCGGGGUACAGGGAGCUCCACUACAACUGAGUACCAAUAAAUUGGGUAAUAGUAACAACCCCUUGAUAUUGGGCUAAGGUAACAUCCGCAGGACAUACUUGAAAACCAGAGUAAUCUGAAUGUACCUUUCCUGUAGAAACUGCAUGUUUACAUUGCAGGGCCAAAAAGCCUCUAGUGGCUGUCUCCCUUCUCCAGAACAGAGUGAACCUUGAUCCAGCAAUGAUAUGCUGCUCAUAGAAGCAUUUGAUGGGAGGAGCACACAGAACAUUAGGAUGUCCCAUACCAUUCUGAUGUUGUUAAAGGACCACUCUAGGCACCCAGACCACUUCAGCUUAAUGAAGUGGUCUGGGUGCCUGGUCCAGCUAGGGUUAACCCAAUUUUUCAUAAACGAAUGGGUUAAGCCUUCCCCUAUUUCCUCUAGUGGCUGUCUCAUUGACAGCCACUAGAGGCGCUUGCGUGAUUCUCACUGUGAUUUUCACAGUGAGAGCACGCCAGCGUCCAUAGGAAAGCAUUAUGAAUGCUUUCCUAUGCGACUGGCUGAAUGCACGCGCAGCUCUUGCCGCGCGUGCGCAUUCAGCCGACGGGGAGGAGAAGAGGAAGAUCGGAGGAGGAGAGCUCUCCGCCCAGCGCUGGAAAAAGGUAAGUUUUAACCCCUUUCCCCCUUCCAGAGCCGGGCGGGAGGGGGACCCUGAGGGUGGGGGCACCCUCAGGGCACUAUAGUGCCAGGAAAACGAGUGUUUUCCUGGCACUUUAGUGGUCCUUUAAAGCUCACUUAGUGGAGGACGGUCCUAAUGUCCCUAAGGGUUUUAAGCUCUACCCAUUACCAACAACUGCCAAAGAUCACAUUCCCCGUAAGAAAAUAGUCCCUACAUCUACUUACAUACCAACUAAAACUGCAAAGUGACAGAUCUACAUUAACUGCUUUGAGGAAAGCAAUUCCACUUCAUAAACCGUUAUGGUCCAUUGCCUAUUGCCCCUAACAUACUCUGUAUGGUAUGUGGCCAAAUUUAUAUUACUCCCAUUUAUUGUAUUUAUGCAUAUUAAGAUAAAAGAGCAUUUGUAAGGCCAGGCACUGAUGUUGGAUGAGCAGGUCUGGCUCACAAUCAGUGAUAAAAUUAAUCUCAAAGUGGUUAAGGUCUGGGCUCUGUGCAGGCCAUUUGAGCUCCUCCAUACCAAGUUUGUCAAACCAUGUCUUCAUGGACCUUGCUGUGUGCACAGAGGCACAGUCAUGAUAGAACAGGAAUAGGCCACCCCAAACUGUUACCACAAAGGUCAACACACCCAGUUGUCUAAAUAGAUUUGUGUCUUGUAGCAUUAAAGGACACUAUAGAGUCACAAACAUGUAUUCCUGACCCAGUCGUGUUAAAAAUACUAUCUGCACUCAGCCCACCCUUGCCACCCUAAAUGUAGUAAAAUCUUACUUUUAUUCCAGUCUGCUGCUGGCUCUGCCCCGAUCAUCAGAAUUGGUGUUUUGAGCCAAUCACAAUGCUUUCCCAUAGGAAAGCAUUGGAUUGACUGAGACUGUCAAGGAGGCAGAUCAGGAGCAGAGUCAGCACAAGCUAAACACAACACUGGCCAAUCAGAAUCUCCUCCUAGAGAUGCUUUGAAUCAGUUCAUCUCUAUGAGGAAAGUUCAGUAUCUCCAUGCAAAGGGAGGAGACACUGAAUGUCAAUGCUGCACACUGUACCAGGAAGCACCUCUAGUAGCUAUGUAAGGAGUGGCCAAUGGAGGUAUCCCUAGCCUGUAAUGUAAACACUGCGUUUUCUCAGAAAAUACAUUGUUUACUGCAAAAAGCCUGAAGGGAAUGCUUAUACUCACCAGGACAAAGAACCAUAUCCACUACAGUGGGCUGUAAUGGUUAUGAUGCCCUGCCACCCCUCCAUUGUAAGUAGUCAAACCAUUUGCUUAGUACGGCUGCCCAACAGGUAGAUCCCCAGAUGUUGUGGAACUACAAUUCCCAUGAUGCUUUGCAUGCCUUUAGAAUGACAAAGCAUCAUGGGAGUUGUAGUUCCACAACAUCUGGGGAUCUACCUGUUGGGCAACCCUGGCUGAAAGGAACACUGUAGUGUUAGGAAUGCAAAACUGUCCCUCUGCUCCAUCGCGUCCCUCCCCCCUCUGCCCCCCCAGUGGCGAAUAAAGGGUUAAAAAAAGCACAUUUAUGCACCGACCUGAUUCUAGUGCCUCCUCAGAUGUUAGUCGAUGGGGUGGGGGGAUCUAAUGCGCAUGAAAGGGGAGUAACGCAUGCACCUUAGGUCUUCUUUAUAAGAAAGCAUUGAAUCAGUGUUUUUCCUCUGGGGGAUUUAAAAACGCUGAUUGAAGUAGUGUGGGUGCCUAUCGUGUCCCCUUAAGAUAGCCCUACACUCAGUAGACCCCAAGUAAGAAGUUAAACUGUUUGACUACUUAAGGUAGAGGCGUUAUGGUUCUUGAAGUCUUAUGGUUCUUGAAGUCUUCCUUUGAAGUCACUAAGCUCUUCAGUAUGACCCACUGUUUGUCUAUAGAGAUUUGUUUUUAGCUAUGCACUGGAUGUUAUGAGCUUGCUAGCAAUGGGUGAAAUUAAAACCAUCCAAAAGGAAUUAGUAGAGGUGUUCAUAUACCUUUUAGUGUAUGCAAUUUGCCUUUUCCAACUAUUUUACAUGCAUUCAUUUUAUUCUGAAUGAAAUGACACACAACUAAUAAACAUACUAAAAAGAAGCACCUGCUUAGCCAAUGCAACUAAUAAAUAAUAAAUUCUCUGAACUGUCAUGUGUGUACCUUGUAGCCAUCCUGCUGUUACAUUGUUCUUCAGUGCCUUAAGGGGGGUGGAUUUUUAUAAAAAUGUUCUCAUAUUUCAGUUUUAUAAUGUGCAUUUUGAUUCUUUUGUAGAAAUUAUUUUGAUUCUUGGGGCAGGGAAAGAAAUUGAGAAGAAUGUACAAUCCAAAUAUUCCAGGUAGGUGACCAAUAUUUGCACUAAACCUUAUUAGCUAUCUCAAAGUGUCUUAGUCCUGCAUUUUGAUUUACAAUUUCUGUUUCAAGCAAAUAUGCUGCCCCCAUUUUUGGUUUUGAGGCCCUCUGGGCCUGAAAAUAUCCUUGAAGUGACCAUGUUAAUCCGGGCUGCCUUGUUUGCCAGGGUGAAGUCAGCAUCUGCACUGUUGAAUUCUGGCAGAGAUCAGCUCUGUGUGUAAGAUCCUGUUGGAUAGCUGACGUUGGUUACAUGCAUGUAGAGGAGAUUACAGGUUAUCUCAAACAUGUAGAUAGAGUUACCAUUGGCAUCCAGUUUCCUCCUCACCAGAGUAAGCCUAUGUGAUGUCAGUGGUGGAUUAAUGACAUAAAUGAAAGACUUGGCAAGUGAUAUGAGAUUCAAAACUUUCAAAAAGAGACCAGUAAGUCAAUAGUACAGGGUAGGCAAACUUUUAUCUGGACUGUGCCAAAAUGUAACUUUGCAGUACCUUCAUGUUUCAGUACUAUUAUUACUAUUUCAUUUUUUUUAAUUAGUGUACGUUGCCGUAGCUUUGUAGAGUUUUAUUUGGGCAUCUGUGAGCAGUUAUAUUUUGUUUGUACAUGAGCAGUUUGUGGUAUUGUGUGGCACAUAUGUAUGCGGGCUGUCUAUAAUGUUGUGUAUGAGGGGCUGAUUUUGUGUGUGUGUGUGUGUGUGUGGAAUGCUGAUAUUGUGUAAGUAGUGUUACGUGUUUUUGUAUGUGCUACAAAAGAGUAUUGCACAUGGGAGGCUGUUUGUGGGGGUGUGUAUACAUGUGGGCUGUUUGAUCUGUGAUCACUUCCUGCAAGCUCUGGGAUGACUAAACUGAGGAAUGCCCCUCACCACCUGCUGCAAACAUGCUGGGACCCCUGAAAGACGAGCUCCAUGGGAGAUCCUAAGAUAUCCUCAGUCUGAUUGGGUCUAGCAGCCUUGCGUGCCGCGCAAAGGCACCUUGUGUGCUAUAUGUUGCUGUCCCCUGCCCUAGUAUAAAUCUAAAGAUAACCGAUAUAGAACGCUUUUCUAUACAGUUAAAGGGACAUGAUAGGCACACAGACCUCUUCAUUUCAUUGAAGUGGUCUGUGUGCAGUGCCCCUGUCCCUCUUAGCCCUGCAAUGUAGUACAUUGCCGUUUUAGAGAAACUACAAUGUUUACAUUUCAGUGCUAAGACUGCCUCUAGUCACUGUCUACCACACAGCCACUGGAGGUGCUUUCUGCAGUUUCACGGAGUUUGACUCUGUGAAACAAUGCUGGAUGUUCUCACACUUUGCAUUAUGUCAAUGCUCUCCUAUGGGGAAGGCCUAAUGCACGCGGCUCUUGCUGCACAUACUCAUUAGGUCCUCCUGAUCGGCUGAAGUCGGUGGAGGAGGAGUGUGACCUGCUGGAAUUAGGUAAGUGAUGUAAAGGAUUUUCUUAACCCAUUUAUGGACAGAGGGCAGAGACCGCAGGGGCAGAGGGAUACUUUAGUGUUUGGACUACAUCUUUGUAUACCUAACACUAAAGUGUUCCUUUCAAUAGGCAGAAUGUAUCUCUCUGAAAAACAUUCAUGUUACAGGUUUGCCAAGAGGUUUUUGGUUUUUGUACCAGGAUACAAUCCUAAAAUCAGAGCUCCAAAUUUACACUACCUAUUGUUGAGUGAAAAUGUAGCCCUAUCAAGUUUAGCCGUUAUAAGUAUGCAAUGGCAAACAACUGUGUUCAGACCUGGCUCAUAUUAAUGUCAGAUAAAAGUGAAAUGUCAGCUCUGCUUGUAACAAUGGAUGUGCACCCCCAUUAUUGCAACAUAUAGUGUUUCUAUUUAUAAUAGUCCUUAAUAUCUAUUAAAUAUUGCCCGGUACACUGAGUCUGUUUAUGUUUGUAUUAUUUGGCAUGAAUUCUUCAUAUUUUUAAAUGUUUUGGCUUGUCAGGAACCGGCCGCUCAUUCAGUCAUUUUUGUAUUCUUGAUUAUUGUACUAACUGUCAAGUGUUCUAAGAACCAGAGACUUUAGUUACUGAUGAUCAUAGCAGAAUGAGCCUCACUGAAUUCAGAAUGUCUGAUGUAUUGAACAAUUAUAUUAACCAUUAUAUAUUGACUGGAGGGAUGAGAAGCACUCCUUCCCUCUUCAGGAAUGGGUACACAAAUCAGAUUAUAUGUAAAGAACAAUGGCAGGGAAAAGUUCUAACAGCUUAUCAGUUGCCAUAGAAACCAGUGUAAUACCUCUGCCGAUUUCUCCUCUGUUAAAAUAUUGCCUGAGAAUUUCUUUAUAAAUAAACCCAAAAAGUUGAGGAAAUGAAGUGUACAGGGAUAACUAAUCCUGAGCUGUAACAGGUGUUUAAGUAACUGAGCUAUAGAGAUGUGAUCUAUUUUAGUCUGAUUUCCUCUUCCCUGGUGGUAGUAUAAAGAUACUUAAACAGGUUUUAUACGUGAGAACACAAGGGGGCGUAUCAGUGCCUUUUUUCUUUCUUCAUUAAUGUAACAUUUUAGUCUCUUUGCAAUGUCUUGUUUACUACAGAUAAUGAGAAGCAUGAUGGUGAGGAAUUUUUAUGCUUUGCAACAACAUUGUAAUAUUUUGAUGAGUUUUAUGUUCUAGUGCAGUGGUGUUCAAACGAUGAGUGAAGUUGGCACCCCAUGUUUUUUAAAAUGUGAAUAAAAAUAUACAACUUGUUUCUGCUGCGGUGUGUGUGUGUGUGUGUGUAUAUGUAUGUGUGUAUAUAUAUAUAUAUAUAUAUAUAUAUAUAUAUAUAUAUAAUGCGUAAUAUAUCCAAAAUCAAAAUAGGUGGAGCAUCAGGUAGCCUAAUCUAAAAUAUAACAUGCAAUCAAAAUCAAACCUACUCAAAUGUUAAUUUUUGCAGUACAAACAUGAAACAUUAUUGAUUUUUUUUAAGUAGACCUUGGUGCACAGUCAAAACCAUGUAAGAUGACUAAAACUGCUCAGUAAACUGAUGGAUGCUAUGUCUCAGUUGCUAUCAUUUUGUACACAUCCCCAUUUAUUGUUAAAGGACCACUAUAGUGCCAGGAAAACAUACUCGUUUUCCUGGCACUAUAGUGCCCUGAGGGUGCCCCCACCCUCAGGGUCCCACUCCUGCUCGGCUCUGGAGAGAGGAAGGGGUUAAAACUUACCUUUUUUCCAGCGCCUGGCGGGGAGCUCUCCUCCUCCUCUCCGCCUCUUCUCCUCCCCUUCUGCUGAAUGCACACGCGCGCGCAUUCAGCCGGUCUCAUAGGAAAGCAUUUACAAUGCUUUCCUAUGGACACUUGCAUGUUCUCACUGUGAUUUUCACAGUGAGAAGCACGUAAACGCCUCUAGCGGCUGUCAAUGAGACAGCCACUAGAGGAUUUGGAGGCUGGAUUAACCCUAUUAUAAACAUAGCAGUUUCUCUGAAGCUGCUAUGUUUAUUAAAAAAAGGGUUAAUCCUAGAGGGACCUGGCACCCAGACCACUUCAUUAAGCUGAAGUGGUCUGGGUGCCUAGAGUGGUCCUUUAAGUAAACUGGCCUGGUUUGAGUCUGAGUGUGAGCCUAGAUCUGAAUGUUGGUGUGAUAGUGUAAGUGGUAGUGUAUGUGUGUUGGCAUGAGUCUGUUUAUGAUUGUUGGUGUGAGUAUUUAUGAAUAUACUUUUUGAGUCUGAGUCUCGAUGAAUGAGUGUCUGUGUGAAUAUUUUGCUAAUUGGGUAUGUGUAUAUGUGUUGUUAAUUACAUUUAUAUGUUUGUGUGGUUGCAGGCCCCACAAAUGUAUUUAUUUUUUCUUCCUGUGGGCCAUGGUAAAAAGUGGGUGGGAGGAAUAAAUCUCCCAAAUCACAAUUUACCUUACCCUACUGUCACUGCCUUGGAAGUAAGCAAUUUGUACUUAAAAAAAAUAAAAAAAAAAAUUCUUUUUUUAAUUAUUUUUCUUUUCUUGUAUUGCUAAAUGGACACCCAAAGUUUUUGUGUGUACUAUAUGUAACCUUAUUCUCCAUCCCAUGCCCAGUCUAUAAAGCAAUGGGUACACUUUUCUUUUUUUCUUUUUUUUAUAUAUAUUAAUUUAUUUCCCUUGGGUGGGAAGCACGUGUUAAUUGGGAUCUAUUGUACUAGAUGAGACAGUGCCACUACACAAAGAUAUUGUGGGCAGUUGCCUAAGGUUGACAAAUAUGAUUUGCGGCGUAUUCUUCCCAGUGGAUAAACCCUUUCUCUCCUGACCCUGGGAUUAAGAAUCACUGAUUUAAUGUGUAAUCCCUCCAUUAUCAGAAUUUGGCAAAGUAUUGCACUGUAUAGGGACAAUGAGCUGUUGGUGAUGGAUAAUGUUUUAAAUGAUCUAUACCAUCUUUUCACUAAUGCUAAUUAAUUUACAAAUUUUGUAUUUUUAAAAAAUCUUUUUAUUUUGUCUUCUAGGUCAGCCUGGUUACCCUUCAAAUCCUGCAUACCCACCGACCGGUAAUCCAGGUUACCCAGCAGGCCAAUACCCUGUUCCUGGACAACCUGUAUAUCCACCAGGACAAGCAGUCUACCCACCUGGGCAGUCUGUCUAUCCCCCAGGUCAACCUGGAUACCCUGGACCUAAUCCAGCAUAUCCAGGAUGCCCACCACCCUCUGGUGUCUACCCACCUGGAAUGAAUCCCAUGAUGCCUGGAAUGCCAUACCCGCCUGGGCAUGUCAUGGAUAAAAAGAUGAGAAAAAAGAUGAAGAAGGCACACAAGAAAGCCCAUAAGCAGCAUGGUUAUGGAAGGGUGAGAAACACAUAUUAAAUAUUAUAUGGCCUAAGAACUUUUGAUUUUAGGGUAGAUGUGCACAGCGAGAUUUGACAAACUCGUGGCACCCAGUUUUAACCCACCACACAUGCUGUUGAUUACUAUCAACGUUUUUGAUGAUGGAAUGGAAGGGUAUUGAUAAAUAAUAUUUUAAGCAUUGUUUCUGCUUCAAUAACCCACCAUGUGAUUUUAAAAAAAAUCUAAUUUACAUCGCUCUCUUUCAAUAUUAUAAUGUAAGGCUAUAUUAAAUGUUUAAUUUAGUAAUGUCUUUUGCAGAAAUUGGUUAUUUUAUAGUGAUAUGGUGUUAUUAUACAUUAUAUUUUUCUUUCAUUGCUGGUCUGAAUUAAGUAGAAGCAUUUUCCGACACCGAGGAAAUAGAUCAAUGUCUAAGACACAUCACUGUUCAAGAGCAGCUUGUGUCAUAAUCCAUGUUCAGAGAAAUAUUAAACUAAAUGUGAGCUGUUAAAUUAUUCUUCUGGGCGACGGUGUGUGUAGCAAAGCUAUGCAGAACUCCAAACCUUUCAAUGCAGAGAAUCAAAACUAACCUAUAUGUCUACAAAAGAUGGCUUUUAUCAUUUGUCAGAAAGAAACUCCUGCAUGCACAUGUCCAUAAUUAAGUAAAUAAAAAUGUAUUAUCUCCUUUGUAAACACUGCCACUAAACUUUUUAAUUUAGUAAAUACAACAAGGGCUUGUACCAAUUUACAAAGCAAGUAUGUAAUAUAUCUGUUUAUUUUAGCCAGUAGAAGAAACUGGGAGUGAAUCUACAACUUUCAGUCUUGACACUCAAAGCUGUGGGUUCCAUCCGUAGUUAGAAAGGGAGUUUUAAGCUGCCUUGGCCCCCCCAACUCCCGUAGUCAAAAGGGGAUGAAAAACCAAACCUUUUUAUUCACUCACCUCUGCCCUAGUUUGGGUACAUCCUCCCGCAAAGUCAUGGCGAUCUGGGAACCUAAUGCUAAUGCCCGGUGGGCACAGCGCACAAAUUAGGCCUUCCCCAUAAGAAAGCAUUGGAUCUGGUAGACAGCCAUUAGAGGCAGACUUAAACCUGUAAUGUAGACAAUGUCUAUGUUUCUGUUUUGCAUUCAAUGAAAUGAAGUGGUCUGGGUGCUUAUAUUGGCCCUGAUAAAGGACCACGCCACACCAAUAAAGCACUUCAGUUUGCUGAAGUGCUUUAUAGGUGAGGAGUAUCCCAUUAAAAAGGCACUUUAUAAAACUGCUGAUUUCUAUGAGAAAUCAGCACUUUUAUCAUUAAAUAAUUAUAGUCAACCAAACAGCCAGGGAGGUUUUACUUUUGGUUUCUGUUGGCUCCCCUGAGCUGAUCUUGGUUGCGCCUGCCUUCCUCCACAUACCUCCUUCUUAGACCUCAGAUCAGACCAGCGUUGUGUAAUGUGUACAAAAGGGCAGGGAUAGCUUCAUGUUAUUUCCCCACAAAGAUACUAAAAGUCUCUUCCAGGAAAAAAGGAGAGGUCUUCAUAAGAACUGCAGCUCUUGCAAGCUCCUUUAAGAUAUACAAAUGCAUGCAUGUAUUCAUUGGGACAUAACUACUAAAUAGUGAUUUAUUUAAAAUAAAAUUCAUUAUUUUAAGUGUAAGAUGGCCCUUUAAACUUUAAAUCCACUUUGAAUUCUCACUUUAGUAAAUAACUAUGAUGAUCUGAGAUGUGUCAAAAUAAACCAGCAUUUCUUUAUAAAAUUAGAAAAAUAAGGAAGACCUCCCGUUUUUUAAGUCUGGAGAAUGAACAAGCCAGGCUCUGCUUCUAUUAGAGAAACAUUGCAUACUAAAGACUUGUAAAAUGAUCACUCUAAAAGAUGUAAGACAGGGCUGACUGACAGAAAGAAUCUUAGGUUUUACAUUGAUACUUUGUUUCUCACUGGACUGGAAUAAUUCUACUAUAAUAUCAUGCCAUCCAUAUUGUGAGUCCGGCAGGACACUCCUGUUUUUGGACCAGUUUUCCAGAAUGCUAUCUUUUUUUACAAAACUUGGAAGACUAUUCUUUAGUUUAUUGUAUUUGAAAUAGAUAUAUAUUAACCCUUUUUUUUCCUUCCACAGCGGUCAUCCUCCUCCUCUUCUAGUAGCGACUAAACUAGCUUCGUUGCCAUUUGAAAAUGCUCUGAAUAAAUCUCGCCUGCAGAGCUGUAGCAUGUUCCCCUGUGUCACUCUUUAGAGGAGCAACUUUUCAAAACUGGCACUGAAGGUUGGUGUCUGUCCUUCUGACCACAAGCUGUGACGGGUCCUGCAAAGCAUUACAACAAAGUCAACUGCAAAUACAAUGCUGCAUAACAAUGCUACUGUGUGAUAUAAUUGUAAAGUUAACAGCAUUCUUGUUUAAUUUCAUAACCUCCUUUCAAAAAUAAACAUUUUAAUUUACUAUUUAGGAAUUUGCUUAAAUACUUUUUGCAGUGAAACCAUGGCUCCUUUUUUGAGAAGCAGAAAGGUUGUCCUGAAAGUUUUACUGCUACAGGGAAAUUGAUUCAUUAUUAUUAUUUUAUCAUUUCUAUAGCGCCAUCAGAUUCCGGAGCGCUGUACAAUGGGGAUUGAUAAAUCACAGCAAGGAUUCAAUAGAAAUCCUCAUAAUUGGUUACUCCCUGGUAGCAUGUAAAGCAUCACACAGAACUGUAUGCUUUUACCUACUGAAAUGUGACCAGUCAAGAGUCCUCCUCUGUUAACCUAAAACUUACCAAAACAUCUUACUUUCUGUAAAGAUACAGAAACACGGGUCAAGCUGUCAACUUUUUGUCAGUUUGUUCCUUUUGAGACAUUUCUCAGUGUACUGCUGGGCUGUACAGUGCAUGUAAUGCAGUGAUGGUUGGCCUUAACACUACAUGUGAUCUCGUGAUUUUGAUUUUCCUUGAUGCUCCUACAGCCUCACAAUGUUCAUUGGAACUAAUAGUUCACAAAUUAUUUGCCACACUAGUUUUAACUGUCAGUGAUAUGUUGACAUGUUGGUGGAUCUGGUAAUCUAAAAUAAUGAUAAAAAGCUAUAGUAAUCUACUGACAAAAUAACUCCAAAAUAUUGUAAGCAGAAACUUUAAAAAGUGGUCUGUUAGGCAUAGCCAUAUAAUGAUAAUUGUUAAUGAGGCUACCUUGCCACAAUACACUUUGGAGUCUGUUCACUAAAAUGUGACUUGUUAUGAGUUGAACAUUGAUUUGCCACAAAAAAUGGCAGAGCUGGGAAAUGUGUUGUGUGUGUGUGUGUGUGUGUGUGUGUGUGUAUUUUUUAUUUUUAUUUUUUUAAUCUUUCCAACUUUUUACCUGGACUGAUGUUUUGCUAGUUCAUUAUAAACUCACUCCAGCUUGUUAAGUGACACACUUAUUAAAAAAAAAAAAAAUUAAAUACAAAUUUUAUUGAAUAAUAAGACACCAAUACUUCUAGAGAAGGAGAAACCGAUCUUGUUUUCGUGAAAUGCAAAAAUUAAACAGCGGGCCAAAAGCAUAUUCUGGAAUGUGUGCAUUUAAAUUAAAUGUGAUCUCCAUUCUGCACAAUUUAGUAGCUUGGUAAAUUUAACAUUAAAAUUAUUUAUUUGAACCAAAUGUUUAUUUCCGUUGAGUUGAAUGUUUUCCCAGUGCAGGUUAUUUUUUUCAAACUAGUUUUGUGACUUAUUGCAACUCACUGUUUAGUAGACUAAUCUCUUAAAAUUAGAGGAUCCAACUAUGCUUGUGAAAUUCACCUCUACCUUGUCAAGGCAUCUAGAUACCUACAUUGUCAUAGAUCAUAGCUCAAAACAACCUUCUUGUACAAAAAGAGGAAAUAAAAUAAUGACCUGUUCAGAGGAAUGCACUAGAAUGAUCGCCUUUAUUUAUAUAGCUCCAACCUAUUGCUGU